AUGAUUAACCCUAUUCUCGUAUACCCCGACCCUCCCAUCGCUCCUCACUCGCCGCGUGCCUCACACAUGGCACCCUUGAAGACGGCAAGUGUGCGCCACAGGCCAAGUGUGAGGUUGAGAACUCGGCGGCUGUCCUCGUUUAGACAAGACCACCCCGAUCUGGCCGGCAUCCGUUAUGAACAGACAAAACAGGCCGAACCGCCCAUUCCGCUCCCUCCACCACCCCAUCGUUGUGUCUCGAUCCGUCCGCGUUCCUCGGUCACUCCCAUCGUUGUUGUCCGUCCAGCAAUCCCUCCACCGCCCGAAGACCAUCCCCUCUUCCGACUAGAGCCUCAUCUCCGCCCCCGCCCGCAGACCGUCAGCAUCAUUAGCGACAUCGAGUCGAAGCGAGAUUCGUGCGCGCCGACUUCAUCGUCUAUCACACUCCAGGACGACAUUGACAGUGAUAACCUCGGCGACGGCAGUUUGUCUGAUAUAAAGAACACCGAGAAGGCGUUCGAUACCCCCUCCUCAGGCAUCGCGAUUGACGUCAAGGAUCGCGACGACGACGCCCACGGCGUACAUCAGCCGGAAAUAGAAACGCCAGGGAUCACCGACGACAAGCUGUGUAUUCCUUCAGCAGCCUCGAGGGCGUUGGCCCCAGCCCCGAUACCGUCGCCAUCACGGUCGUUGAAGAAGGCGUCAAAGAGGAGCAGCCUCAGCGCAUCGAUAGUUGGCAAGACAUUCAGCAUUAGGGCAACUGUCCGGUCGAAGUCGAUGAUGGAGACAAGGAAGAUCAGGACGCGCAAAAAGACCCUUGGAUCCCUUGGUUCGGUUGGUGGAGAGGACGACAGGGACAAGGUUGCAUUUCCCGAAGCGGAUGGAUCCUCCAGGGAGUCCAGGGCCUCAUCUAGCACGCUGACCCCCGGCAGUACCCCUUACGCUAGAGCAUCUGCCAGUGCGUCUACCGCAGACAAAGCCGCCAUGCGGGGCUCGCUUGGUUCAUCCAAAUCACCCAAGGCGCUGCGAACUCCCCCACGCCUGCAGCGCCGUAGCGUUGGCUCAUCAACCGGCAGCUCCUUGGCCGUCACCGUCGGCGCUAGCAGGCCGGACAAGGGGCUAGAGGGACCUUGGGGGCUCCUGGAGCCAGACAACCAGCCCUCCCAGGCUCUCAUUGCUUCCAUUGCUUCUUCUAGUUCCCCUGCCCAGACCUGUCUUGGAGCUGACAAUGUCAACGGCCCCUUCAGCCCAAUUAACACGCUCAUCUCCCAGGACCGUAUUGCAGUCGACUUUGGCAGCCUAUCCUUUUCCAACCGCGGCAGUAUCAUGUUUGGGGGGCAUACUCCGGUCGACAACACGCAACGAGACGACGGCGAGCUGGCAGACGCAGCACAGGAACCACAGGGAACCGAAGCCCCUACACCUCCUACCAGCACGGCGCAUGUAGCAGCUCCCACAACACCACCACCCGCAGUACCUGUAGAAGCAGCAGCGCAGCCCCUGGACAACUUGGACCACGAGACGGAGAAGGAAAGGGAAACGGAAAGGGAGAAAGAGAUAGCCAGCUCCACCAGGUCAUCGCGCCUCAGUGACGCCUCUGGACUGGCACGCCCGUCCAUCACCAUCAAUGAGGAUCCAGCGUCGCCCUCCGCCCCGCUGCCCAGUAUCCGCGUUAUGCCCAUGGACGUAGAGAGGGAAUCACAAAAGGUGAGAUCGCUCUAUGAAUCCAGCGAUGGUGAUCGCUUCAAUUGGCAAGAUGGCGGGCGGCGCGUCUCGUUCGCUGGCGAUCUUCCGCCUCUACCUUCAGAGGAAGACCCAUCAGAUGUUGUGUACGGCUUUCCUUUUGAACCAAGACACACACCUCACCAUGCGCUGGCCACCCUGCUAACUCGCUCCUCUUCUCAACUACCUAGAGACUCUCCUCGAUUAGAUGUUCCGAGCUCGAGCGACUGGGCCGCGAGCCCCAUUGCGCCCUCACCACCCGCAGCCCCAUGGGCCAGUUCUUCGUCGUUACGGGAUGAUGCCGCGAGCUAUCACCGACCUGGUACUAGGAGAUGGGGCGAGCACGAACGCGCGGGCGGGCUAGAAAAUUGGGAGAAUCUGGACGGACUUGAAGUUGACCGAUACGGCUUCAUCAAGGAGAGGCCAGCAAGGCCAGAAACCAGCUACAGGCCAGAAACGAGUAGGACAGUCAGGCCAGGAUCAAGGUCAAGACACUUUUCACCUAGGAGAAGGAACGUGUUGACGAAACGGCCCGGUUCGGCUUAUUCCUCCUCUCCCCUUGGCCGAGGCCUUGUUGGACGCCCGCCGAGCAGAAAGGUGUCCGCGCGAUCCCUACAUACCUUUACCUCGGAAUAUUCAAACGUAUCACGAAGAUCUACGCGAUCGUCUUUUCGGUCCAUCACCAACCACCUACCUCCAAAUCGGGACCGACGAUGGAUGGACGAAGCUGGGGAUAUGCUGGCGUUUCCGGCGGGUGGUUUAACCGAUAUCCUGGAGUACGCAGCUAGGGUGGCGGGAAAAAAAAAGCACCGAAGCCUGAAGAAGAAAGAAUUGGAACGGUCCGAGAAAUGGAGGAAAAUGGCAAAGGUCGUCCAGAGGUUCCCAUUGGAAGACGGCGGUGAGGGCGAAGGCCAAGGCCUAGGUCAAGGCAUGAAUUUUGAAUUCGACACGAAAAACCCGAAGCUUAUCGAACGCACUUGGAAAGGAAUUCCCGACUGCUGGCGCUCUGCAGCCUGGUUCUCCUUCCUUGCGACAAGUGCAAAGAAUGCGAAUAGUACUGAAACGGAUGAAGUGCUCAUCGCGGCAUUUAAGAGGUUUCAGGAUAUCAGUUCACCCGACGACGUCCAGAUUGAUCUUGAUGUACCCAGGACGGUCAAUGGUCACAUCAUGUUUCGAAAACGAUAUAGUGGAGGCCAGCGUCUACUCUUCCGCGUUUUACACGCCAUCUCGUUGUAUUUCCCUGAUACAGGUUAUGUUCAGGGAAUGGCCCCCCUGGCAGCCACCUUACUGUGCUAUUAUGAUGAGGAGAGGUGUUUUAUCAUGAUGGUUCGCCUUUGGAGGUAUCGGGGGCUUUCGAGGCUGUAUUCGCCAAAUUUCGAAGGGCUUCUUUCCACCUUGGACGACUUUGAGAAACAUUGGCUUGCGGGGAAGGACGUUGCUUCCAAACUUACUGAAUUAGCUAUUGACCCCACGGCGUAUGGGACAAGGUGGUAUCUCACACUCUUCAACCUAUCAAUACCAUUUGCCGCCCAACUUCGUGUAUGGGAUAUCUUUAUGCUUCUGGGAGAGUGCCCACCUGAAGGGGAAUUAGGCCCUCAAGUUUCCGGAAGAGGCUCAGCAGAGGUUACACCACAGUUACAACACGCUGACACCCAGCAAACAUCCAAAACUUCCAAGGAGAGAAGCUUUCUGGCGAAGCUGAGCGAGCGUAGGAGUAAACGACAUCUAAACCAAACAGCUGCAGAAGUACCGCAAGGUUUGGACAUCCUCCACGCUACGAGUGCGGCGCUGAUUCACGCCUUGAGAGACGUCUUGCUGGAUGCGGAUUUCGAGAAUGCGAUGAAAACACUUACGUCAUGGAUACCGGUUAAGGAUGAGGACCUACUAAUGAAGGUGGCAAGGACAGAGUGGAGGGCACAUCAGAAGAAGAGGGACAAAUGA
Sordaria macrospora k-hell is the source of this 3642-nucleotide messenger RNA. NCBI's taxonomy places the organism in Eukaryota, Fungi, Ascomycota, Sordariomycetes, Sordariales, Sordariaceae. The record is from RefSeq and is a predicted model, not a curated record.